AUGGCUCAUGGGUUACCGUUUGUGGUUUUUACCAUUGGAAUCUACUCGAAGCAAGGGUAUUCUGCAGAAUGCUCGGCUUCAAUGGGGCCCUGGAUGCGCUUCGAUCUACUAGCUAUGGUCAGCAUGAUAUCUGAUAUUCUCGCUGUCAACUGCCUUGGAACAGAGGAGAGGCACCCGAAUCCAUUUCAAGUCCGUCUGAUUGAUGGAGCAAACGAUGCUGAAGGCAGAGUAGAGGUAUUACAUGACGGAUCGUGGGGUACUAUCUGUGAUGUCUGGUGGGAUCUCAGCGACGCCAGGGUGGUUUGUAGAAUGCUGGGGUACGAUGGAGCCUUGAAAGCACCGAGAACUGCUAGGUUUGGUCGGGGCUCUGGUCGCAUUCUUCUAAGGAAUGUCAACUGUGAAGGAACUGAAGACAACCUAGCAGACUGUGCUCAUCCAGGGAUUGGACGUUACACUAACUUAUGUACCCAUUCGAGGGAUGCAGGAGCUGUAUGCUACUCAGGAAUAAAUCCUGACCCAUUACAAGUUCGCCUUGCUGGAGGAUUAAACGAUGCUGAAGGGAGAGUAGAGGUAUUACAUGACGGAUCCUGGGGUACUAUCUGCGAUAAUUAUUGGGAUCUCAGAGACGCCAGGGUGGUUUGUAGGAUGCUGGGGUUCGAUGGUGCCUUGGAAGCUCCGCGAUCUGCUCGGUUCGGUCAGGGAUCUGGCCGUUCUCUUCUUUAUGGCGUUGGGUGUGACGGAACAGAAGACAACCUAGCAGACUGUGCUCACGCAGGGUUCGGUCGUUACUCAUGUAGUCAUUCAAGAGAUGCAGGAGCCAUUUGUUAUUCUGAAGCAAACCCAAACCCAUUCGAAGUUCGCCUUGCCGGUGGAUCAAACGAAGCUGAAGGCAGAGUAGAGGUCAUGCAUGACGGAUCCUGGGGUACUAUCUGUGAUGACUGGUGGGAUCUGAGAGACACCAGGGUGGUUUGCAGGAUGCUGGGAUUUGAUGGAGCCUUGGAAGCACCAGGAUCUGCGAGGUUUGGUCAAGGUCCCGGUCGCGUUCUCCUAAAGUAUGUUAGCUGUGAAGGAUCUGAAGACAACCUGGCAGACUGUGCUCAUCCAGGGAUUGAACGUUACUCAUGUAGUCAUUCAAGAGAUGCAGGAGUCAUUUGUUAUUCUGGAGGCUCAGAAGGCAGAGUUGAAGUUUCGUAUAAGACAUCGUGGGGAACUAUAUGUGAUGAUAAUUGGGAUCUCCGAGAUGCAAGAGUCGUUUGUAACAUACUUGGAUUUGAUGGGGCUUUAGCCGCACCUGGUAGUGCUACCUUUGGGGCUGGAGGUGGACAAAUCUUCUUUGAUGACGUUGACUGCAAAGGGACGGAGGAUACCCUUGCUGACUGCUUCCAUCGAGGACUUGGGGUAAACAAGUGCAACCAUGGCAGAGAUGCUGGUGCUGUCUGCUUUAGAGGAGGUAUGAUAAUACAAAAUACUAUUCAGAAACAUUCAGGACAUGGAUUGUUGACAAAAUGGUGA
Messenger RNA from Lytechinus variegatus (green sea urchin), 1512 nucleotides. Its product is annotated as deleted in malignant brain tumors 1 protein-like. Gene Ontology annotation, cellular component: membrane. Gene Ontology annotation, molecular function: protein-lysine 6-oxidase activity. The record is from RefSeq and is a predicted model, not a curated record. The transcript is spliced from 5 exons. Gene Ontology annotation, biological process: peptidyl-lysine oxidation. NCBI's taxonomy places the organism in Eukaryota, Metazoa, Echinodermata, Echinoidea, Temnopleuroida, Toxopneustidae. Bases 1 to 1512 code for a protein of 503 amino acids.